Drosophila bipectinata is the source of this 9959-nucleotide messenger RNA. It is a transcript of the gene tnc, whose product is annotated as tenectin. Gene Ontology annotation, molecular function: protein binding. Gene Ontology annotation, cellular component: extracellular region. The record is from RefSeq and is a predicted model, not a curated record. NCBI's taxonomy places the organism in Eukaryota, Metazoa, Arthropoda, Insecta, Diptera, Drosophilidae.
CGUGUAAUGGACGUGUCGGCUUACCCAGCUAUAUCCAGCUAUAGAAACCGAAUCCGAAUCGAAAACCAAAUCGCAACGCGACUUCCCAAGUGGAUUACCAAAAUCAAAAAAUAUAACAAUCUACAAACUAAACAAAAGUGAAUCGAACCCAUAAACAGAACAAGUUCGAAAAAGUGCGCGAAAACUUUAAAGAUGUGUAAAAGCGUUUAAAAGGAUCCUACGAUUUCUAGUGCAAAGGACUGCCAAACGAAACGUAUCUUAAAGAUACAAAAUUUGCUAACAAACUAAACUGCCGUGGCCAAGUGCUCAAAUUCGAAAAAAAUUCGUUCUGUGGCUUCAGUGAAUAAGUUCCACAACAACAACAGCAAGAUGACAAGGAGACGUUCGAGUCCGCCGGGACUCGAGGAGCUGCUUAGCCUGGCGCUCAUCCUAGUGGCCAUGGUCCUGAUACCCACACAAGCCGCACCGUUGCAGGAGUACACGGAGAUCCAACAGUAUUCGGAGGGCUGCUACUACAACUACGCUCACUACCAGGAGGGCGACCGCAUCAUGACCAAUGAGCCGUGUCUGAACUGCACCUGCCACAACCGCAUGCUGAUGUGCUACCUGCGCGUCUGCCCCUUCACCAAGCCAAUUGGCCACGACUGCAUCGUGGAGAAGCGGGAGGACCAGUGCUGCCCCAUCAUCACCUGCCCAGAAGUGCCCGUGGAUGUUCCCUACCACUCGCCGGAGCCUGGAACCGAGCUUAGCAUUCCCGAGAAGUUCGGUUGCAGCAUCGAAGAGAAGUUCUAUCCCGAGGGUGCUCAAGUGCCAUCGAAUCCCAACAAACCCUGUGAGCUGUGCUAUUGCAUCAACAACCAGACCAAGUGCGUCAUGCAGGAGUGCACCCUACACGUGGACGGCUGCCUGCCCAUUUACAACAAAGGAUCCUGCUGCCCCGUGCGUUACAGUUGUGACCACGAAAACGAACUGGACUUUGUGGACCAAUCUACCACAACCACCACUACCACUGUGCGUCCUACAACUGGCUUCAUCCUAGCCAGCACCAUGACACCGCCCACUACCACCGACUGUAUCCACGACGGUGACGUAUAUGCUGAUGGAGCCUCCAUCAAGGGCAAGAAUGCCUGCGAGCACUGCUACUGCAUGCGUGGAGACAUCGUGUGCGCCGUGCAGGAGUGUGAGGUGCCCAUGAUGGCGGCCAAUGGCAAGUCCUGUCGCGCCAUGCCGGCAGCGGAGGGUGAGUGCUGCCCGAGCAACUACAUCUGCGAAGACGAUAGUGCCACCACCGAAAUCGUGGAGAUCACCACGGAGGAGGCCGUUACUGCUAUACCGGCUAAGGGUAUUCAUGCUGAGAUUCCUAAGGAAGAUGUGGAUCUGCAGGAGCACAUCGAUGAUGAGGAGAAGGAUCAGGACAAGGAGAAGGAGAGUGCCACCGAAAUUCCUUCCGCGGAAGGCAGCGGGGAAGUUGAAGAUGAGGAGGAGGAGAAGGAGUCCCUACCAGUCACCACAGCUGCCCCAGUUCGCCCUGCCGACGAGAAGGACUUCUCGUUCGAGCCAGAAUCCUCUACCGCAGGAAUUGCUUCGGACUCCAGAAUCGAUGUGCCAUCUUCGACGGAAGAAACUAAGGAAUCCUCCACUGAAUCUGCCGAGGAGGAUGUUGCCAAGAUCGUCACCACGCCAGAGCACGAAGGCAGCGGAGAGGAGGAGACGUCUAAGCCUGACCACGUUCUUGAGAAGGAAAUUACUGAGGACGAACUCAUCAAGGUCAGCACUUCCGCUCCUGCCAAGGCCAGUCCUGCCGAGGAAGCGGCUACCGAACCAACUACUGAAGAAAAGGAGGAAGAAGAUGCCAAGCCUACCCCAGCCGGCGAGUCUGCCGAAGAAGAAAAGGAACCCUCUUCUGAGAAGCCCACUUCUGCCGAAGAAGGAAGCGGCGAGCAGGAGGAAGGAGAUAAGGCCACUCCAGCUCCAGAGGAAAGCCAGGAAGAUGAGCUGGCCAAGCCCACUUCCACUCCAGCUGGAAUUGAUGAAAAGGAAGAGGAACCCAAGCCCACAUCUGCGCUCGAGGGAAGCGGUGAGAAGGAGAAGGAAGAGGCAUCCUCCACCUCUGCUCCACCAACUGGUGACGAAAAGGAAGAAGGUGCCAAGGCUACUCCAGCUCCCGAAAAGGAGGAAGAGGAUGAGGCUAAGCCUACUCCGGCGCCCGAAGAAGAAAAGGAAGAUGAGGACUCCGCCAAGCCAACUGCCAUUCCACCUGCAAGCGAUGAUAGUGAAGCCGUCAAGCCUACAGAGUCCCCGGAGGAAGCUAGCGGAGAAGGCGAGGAGGAGAUUGUCAAGGCAACUACACCCAGCGGAGAAGUCAGCAGCGAAGCGGGAGAGAAGGAACCUGCCAAGGAAACUAGCCCUGCUCCUGAAGCCUCAGGCGAAGGUGAGAAGGAAGAAGAAGCCUCCACCGCCGCUCCAGCCGAUGGAGUCGAAGCUGAAACCGACAAGACUCCUGCCGAUGAGAAGGAUGUUAUCCCACCAUCUGAAGAUGUCAGCGCCGAAGAGGAGAUCGUUAAGGUCACCACUCCAGAGUCCUUGGGAGAACAACCUGCAGAGGAAUCCACUGAACUGCCCAAGGAAGAAGAUGUUGAGAGCUCAACAGCUGCCCCAGGAAUCGCAUCCUCCACGGAAGGUGUCCAGGAUGCUUCGAUUGCAACUUCGACCAGUGCUCCGGCCCGAAUUGGAGGUCAAGAGGAAGAGGCUAGCACUGCCUCCACUCUCGAGAGCGAUGAGAAGCCCGAAGGUGAAGUCGAGAGUGCCACCGGUCUGCCUACCGAGAAAGAGAUCAAGAGCCCCAGCACAACCAAGGCUCCAAGCACCGAAAAGACUGAAGAGGAGUCAUCCACUGAAGCCGAGGACGCCGAGAUUGAGGCAACUACGAGUGCGCCAGUCGACAAACAGGAACAACCUGCCGGUGAACCCUCCGAUAAGGAUCAAAAGGACAAGGAGGAUGAGGCGACUAGCACCGAAUCAGUGCCUGUCAAGACCGAUGCCAUUCCUGACGAAAUCUCUACCGACGAACCAGAAGAGAGCGUGGAGACUGAAGAGGAAGUUUCGACCGACAAGCCUCCAUCUGUCUAUCUGCCUCCUGCCGGCGAUAAGGACUCUACCGAAAGCGAAGAAGCAUCCACUGAGGCCACUGCCCAGGAGCAGGAGCCAGCCAAGUCAACCGAAACUACGCCAGCCGUCCACGAUGCUCCUUCCAGCACUCCCGCUAUUGUCAGUCGCGAUGAUAUUGAGGGUGAGAAGACUACUGAGCUUCCCAGCUCCGAGGAUCAGAGCCCUGCCGCCGAGGCUAUGCCCGCCAUGGACCUACCCGCAGCUAUUCCCGGAGAAGGCGACUGCCUGGUGGAAGGCAAGACCUAUACCAACAACAGCAUCGUGCCUGCCACAACUCCGUGCGACGUCUCCUGCAGAUGUGUCAGCAGCAUUGUCUCCUGCCAGCAGAUGGAGUGCAAGCUUCCCGAAAACCGCGAGAAGUGUGUCCUGGCUACCGAUCUUCUGGACGGCUGCUGUCCUACAUACAUUUGCGAUGAAAGUGCCGAAAUUCCUGAAAAGGAACAGGAUUCCACUGCCAAGCCAGACGACAAGAUCGACGAAGACGUCUCCGAGAUCAGCACCGAGGAAAUUCCCAAGGAUGUUAUCAUGCCCACUGGCAUUACGGAGCAACCCCUGUCCCACGUUAAGCACGAGGAAGAGAGCCAGCCUACUGUAUCGCCUCAAUUGGAAGAAUCUACGCCGACCACCGCUGAUAAAAAACCAGAAGAAGCCGAUGAGGAGAAGAAACCAGAGGAGGAGAAGGAGCAAGAGAAGGAAAAGCCUUCCUCUGCAGUCACUCCGGCUCCUGAAGUCGAGGAAGAAGCUGAGAAGCCCAUUGACAAGGAACACAAGCCCGUGGACGAAAAGACUCCAGAAGAGGACUUUGUGGCGCCCACUGAGCAGCCAACCAAGAAGCCUACUGAAGAGGAAGCCUCCACACCUGCUGAGAAGGAAACUGAAGCGGAAGAACCAACCACUCCUGUUUCUAUUGAAGGAGAAAAGAAACCAGCUGAGGAGCCUGUUGAUGAAGAGAAGCCUGCCGAGGGCGAGAAACCUGCUCCCGAAGAUGAAGUUUCCGCCAGCACUGCUGCUCCCGAAAAGGAAACUUCAGAGUCCUCGACCGAAUUGCCAACUGCUGAUGUGGACAAGAAACCAGAAGCAGAGGAGCCUUCCACAGCCACCCAGACUCCCAAAAUCGAAUCUCCCACAGGUGUUCCCGCUGGAGAAGAAACUGAAGACUUGGACAAAUUUACCACCGUUGCCCCGUCGGAGGUAUCUGAUGAGAAGGAACCAGCUGAUGAUGAAGACAUCGUGCCAGCCACAUCAGUGCCUACCCAGACUGAAGAUGCUAGCACCUCGAGACCUAUCGUUCCACUGCCCACUCUUGCUCCCACUGAGCCCGAGAAGAAACCCGUCGAAGAGUCUUCUACUGAAGCCGAAAUCGAAGAGAAGCCAACCAAGGAAGAAUCUGCCACUGAACCAAGCACUGAAGGAGAAAAGGAGACCUCUGAGGAGACAGCCACUCCUUCAGUGUCCGACAAUGAGGUCGAAGAGGAGGAGGCCACUGCAGCUCCAGUUCCUGCUCUUGCUCCUGGCUCCACUGAUGCUGAAGAAGACAAGACUCCAAGCACCGAAAAGGCACAGCCUUCUUCCGAAGGGGAGACUGCUACCGAUGCUCCUGCCUCUGGCGAUCUGCCCAAGUUGCCCCAGGAUAUCUUCGAAGAGGAACUGCCCGCUACAACGGCUGCUCCUUCGAAGGUCGACGCCGAACAGAAACCAGACCAAGACGAGACCUCUAUAUCUCCUUCUGCUGAAAGCGAAAUUGAACCUGAAUCUGACAGUGCUACCACUCCUACUCCUUCUAAGGAUGAAUCUGCUGAGCCAUCCACUGGAGCUCCUGUAUCAGACGAACACAAGGAAACCCCUGAGUCUGAGGCUACAACCGUUGCCCCUGUUGAAGAAAAGAUUCCUUCAAGCAGCAUCGUUCCUGUUGAGGAUGAAUCUUCCACUUCUGCUCCUGUCGUCAAGCCAGUAGAGGAAGUAGAGAAGGAAGUUACAUCGUCUACUAGCAUUCCUGCCGUUUCCGAAGAAGAAGACAAGGAAUCGACGGAGGAGACACCAUCACAGGAGGCCGAAACCAAGCCUAAACCUCCUGCCCGUACCCCAGAGAAGGAGGAAGACACUGUUGCUGCCACUACUGAGACUCCUGCUGCUGCUGUGGAGGGCGAUUCUAGCCUUCCUAAGCUACCUGAGGAUGUGCUGGCAGAGAUUCCAUCCACAUCUACUGAGACUGGAAUUGAAGAGGAAGUUGAGACGACCGCUACUCCAACCCAGCCCAAGAAGGAACCUAUUGUUCCUGCAGUUCCUACAUCUGAGGUCGAUGAGGAAGCCACCACAGUUACUCCUGUUUCUGAAAAGGAUGAGAAACCAACAGAGGCCGAGAAGCCAACUAAGGAAGAGCAACCUUCUGAAGAAGAGAAGCCCACCGAAGAUACCACAUCGACCGAGGCCCCUGCAAAGAUUCCCACUACAGAGGAUAAGAUUGAAAGCCAGGCUGCUUCUACCGAGACUCCCGAGGAAGGAUCUACCGAAUCUUCCGAUGAAAUUGUGGACUCGACUGAAUCCGAUGAGCAGCCAGAAGAGAAGCUGCCCUCAUCUACCGCCCAGGCCCCAGUUGAGAAGAUUCCGGAUGUGUCCACUGAGCUUCCAGCUGAGGAAUCUGACAAGGCAACUUCUGUGGCUCCUGCCAUUGCCUCCAGUGAGGACGAGUCCGCGCCAACCGACGAGAAGACUCCCGCUACUUCUAGCGAAGAAACUGAAGAUGCCACCACUGUUCUUCCACAAGCUGCUGAGGACGACACCAAAAAACUGGCUGGCGAAGAGCCAUCUACUGAUAAGAUUCCCACCACCGAAGACAAGAAACCCGAAGAUGAGUUGCUUGAGGAGAAGCCUAUUGCUGUCACUCAAGUUCCCGAGCUUUCAGAGGAUGUGGUACCUUCAACAGGGGCCCCAGUUGCCGGCGAAGAUAUCGAAAAAGAGGAAGGUGCCACCACAGCUGCUCCUAGCCAAGAAGGCGAGAAGCCUGCUGAGGCACCCAAGCCAACUGAAAAGGAGCCCUCAUUGGGCGAAGGAGAUAUCGAGUCCGGAACCAAGCCCAGUACUGAAGAGUCGGACGAGGCACCUAUUGAUGAGUCUUCUGAGGAGGCAUCCACUUCUGCCCCAGUCAAGGAAGAGUCCAGCACAGCCGCUGAGGAGAAAAUUGAUGCCACCACUUUGCCCAGUCCAGCCAAGCCCACUUCUGAACAAGACGAGACCAUCACUGUAUCUCCCGUCUCUGAUGAGAAGGUGGAGAUCCCUGCUGCUCAAGAUGAUUCGAAGACAACCAUUGAUGUGGCCACCGAAGUCCCAGUUUUCCAGGAGGAGGCACAGGACAAAACCGAAGUUCCAGUUGCUCCAACCACUCCCGCUUCUGCUGUAUCUGAUGCUGAGACUACUCCUGCUCCGGUGGAAGUUCCUUCUGCUGUGGAGAUCGAAACUAAGCCCAUGGAUGAAGUUAUGUCCCAGACUGUGGCUCCUCAUGAUGCCAUUGAUGAUGAAGCUGCUUCAACCGAGGAAGCUGAUCAGAUUCCAGUCACUGUGGCUCCUCAGGAUGCUGAGAAGACUCCCAUUUCAGUGGCACCUCAAGACGCUGACAAAGCUCCAGUCACUGCUGCGCCCCAGGAGGACGAGAAGACUCCGGCUACCGCAGUUCCUCAGGAUGAUGAAAAGAUCCCAGCCACUGAAACACCCGAAGAUGCUGAUAAGAUCCCUGCUACCAUUGGUCCUGUUGUUCCCUCUGUGGAGCCAAGCAGCGAGAAGCCUUCCACAUCCGAGGAUGUGGGCGAAGAGGGCACAGAAUCACCUAUCGAUGAUGCUGAUGAUACGACCGAUGAGUCUCCGGCUGACGCUAAAUUGAAGCCACCCACUUCUGCUCCUGCUACUGAUGCUCCAUCGGAGUCUGCAGUCACAGAGGCCGAAAUUGUCGCAGAAACAGCCGCUCCCGAGCUGGAGAAGGAUCUGCCAGAGAAGACUAGUGAGGAACCAGAGAAGGCUAGUGAGGAGCCUGAGAAGGCUAGUGAGGAGCCAGAGAAGGCCACUGAAGAGCCAGAGAAGGCCACUGAGCAGCCAGAAAAGGCCAGUGAAGAACCAGAAAAGGCCAGUGAGGAACCAGAGAAGGCCACUGAGCAACCAGAAAAGGCCAGUGAGGAACCAGAGAAGACCACCAAGGAGCCUGAAAAGGUUGACGAAAAGACUACUCCAGAGCCAGUUGUGAAACCCAGCUUGGACUCCACCGAGGAGGGCGAGGAGUCGGUCGAAUCCGAGGAGGAGCAUGCUCCUGUUACGGAGGCUGCUGAAAAGGAGGACGAGAGCAAGGAGACUGAAGAGGACGCAGACAAGAAACCAGCGGAAGAGGAGAUUGAAGUGCCAGCUGUGGUAUCAGAGAUUCCUCAGACUACGGCCGCUCCAGCUCCCCAGGAAGAGACGUCUGAUGAGCAGAGCCCAACCACAGUGCACCCACUGUUCGCCCACCUGCCCAGCAGCAGCACCAAGGCGCCAGCGAUCGAUGACCGCGUGGGCGAGGAGGAUGAGGAGAGCAGCACCCUCAGCAGCUCCAGCAGCAGCACAAGCACUACCACUUCUACCACGGAGGCCGCAAUCACUGCUCCAACGACCUCAACGACAGUGGCCAGCCAACAGCAUGAACCAAUCACACCACCUCCAUACGGCCACGCUCCCGAGUACGAGGAUGAGUACGACGAGGAGGAAGUGUUUGGACCCGGUACUUGCCGCUAUGCCGGCAAACUGUACGUGUCCGCCCAGCAGAUUCCACGCGACGAUCCUUGCGACUUCUGCUUCUGCUUCCGAAGCGACAUUAUCUGCUUGCAGCAAUCGUGCCCGCCACCAAUCGCCGGCUGCCACGAGGAGCCCAUCUCCGGCUUCUGUUGCCCGCGCUACGAGUGCCCGGUGUCGAUGGCCGCUGUGCUCAACAUCACCACGAGCACCACCACAACAAGCACUACCCUGCCGCCCCACUUCCUGCACUACUCGCACGGCGAGUCGGUGAAGCACACUGGCUGUCUGAUCAACGGUCGCUCCUACAGGGUAGGCGAGCCCAUUGAGUCCACCAGCGGUCCCUGCAUCAGUUGCACUUGCGGAGGCGACGGCAAGAUGAAGUGCGAUCCCCAGCAGUGCGUACCCGAACCCACCAUGCAACAGGUUAUGGCCGCCGUGGCGUCGGGACGCAAGAGAUGAACCACCAGCCAUGCUCACUAAAUAUAAUUUAACUAAUUCUUAAGCACUGCAGACAACAAUCACGAACCGACGAACCAAACCAACCAACCCCAGAUUGCACCAUUCAAGAACUAGGAAAAGCAAUAGGAAUAGAAUCACCAGGAACCACAAAUCAGAUACAAAUCCAGACCACCAUCCAGGAAUAGCCAGCAAGAAUAGGUGCCAAAUGCAAUAGUGACGUGAAAAAUUUUUCAAGAUUUACCAAGGACAUUCACACUCUUUCAAUUGGAUUACGCCCCCCAUUUGUUUCGGAUUAGGUUACGGUGACGAAGCAACCAGUGAUAUUGUACUGUAUACAUAGUAUAGGUGCAAUUAAUUUAGACGCGCUCACUUAAAACGAUUACUUAUUUGUAUGUAUUGGGCCUAGUGUCCCUAGAAACAUUUGGACACCUGGCCGCCAUCCAGAAACACAAACAGCAGCCGACGUAGCGCGUGCCUUGUAAGGUCGUUCAUUGUGACCGCCGCCGCCAUACAAUCGCUUUCAGGAGACUCUCAACCCUAAAAACAAAUAUUCAAAACAUCAAAAUAUAGCGAAGCAAUACCGGAUACGGAUCGCAAUCAAUGGCGUUACGAAGCCACGGCAUUCGGCCGCCGGAACGGUUUCUAUCUCUUCGAUCCACGAUCCGGCGGCCCACUCUUCUCCAAAUGCGCUUUUGUAGUAUUUUAGUCACCUUAUUUUUUAAACAUUAUUAUUUUUGUGUAUAAUUGUUGCUUCUAGUCUUCAUUUGUUGCAAGAGCAACGGAAUCUGCCUGUAACACGCGCACAACCGAUCCCGAUCCCGGUACCGAUCACAUCAGAUCGAACCGGAUCGGAUCGCAUCGAAUCGAAUCGAAUUGAGUUGAGUUGAGAAACUGUAUCUUCUAUAAACUAUUCCAAGCUUUUUGUACUUUUAUAUACAAUACGUGUAGAUGGGAGAAACGAACGAACUAGUUUUUAUAGCAAUUUUACAAACGAACCACACAAAUUGCAUAGUUUUAACGCAUUGAAUUUGUACUUCGCCCCCCACUGACCCGCUGCAAUAUCACUCCAACAGGUGUAUUGCAUCCGGGUGCACCUGGGGUGGCCACAACCGUAGUCUACAUAGAAUUUUUAGAUCAACUGAAACGGAAACUAAAUACGGAACCGAAAACACACUGUCGGCUAUCGCUACUGCUCGACUGACUGAAAAUCGGAUGGAUCGAAGGAAGAUCGAAGGACAGGAGAGACAGUUAACUUUGUAAACUAUUUUUUUUAAACCUCAGCUGCCGCGCUGUGGAUUAAUUUUAUUGGGACUUGUGAUCACCUGGCUUUUCAGUCACUUGAGCCUUAGCGAUACGCUGUAAUCGGAGGGCGUUUCGAACCACGCCCAUCGAGUACGAACAUCAAUUAGAUUUAUAUAAUCUCUAAAUAUAGUUGUAGCCCUAAGUAUUUAAUUUUAAAAAUAAAUAAAUAAAUUUUAAUUUAGAUCUUAUUUAUUUGAUAUGUCUUUUAAGAACAGCUCUUGUGUUUCCAUACCUUAUCAUAAUUUAUAUGCAAGCUAUUCUUUGUAAUCUAAUAAAUA